AUGCGUGUCUCAUUCUCGCCAGCUCCGGUCGAGCCCUCCACCAACAAAAAGGAGAUAUGGGCUUGGUACAGCUACGCCUUUGCCAGCGAAGCCUACGUUGUCGUCGCCCUCACAAGCUUUAUUCCUAUCACUCUGGAGACACUCGCAUCCCAAGAAGGACACCUUUACGGAACAAACGAACCCUGUGUCGCCAAACCCGGUAAUGCUACGACAACUGGAGCACUCCAGGAGAGCGAACGGCCGCGGUGUAUGAUAUCCUUUGGACACAUUGAGGUCGAUACCGCUUCUUUUGUCAUGUACCUCACAUCUCUUGCCGUUCUACUCCAGGCCUUGACGGUUGUAUCAAUUAGUUCUAUGGCCGACCAUGGAUCAUAUCGUAAGAAACAGCUCGUUGUAUUCUCGGCACUCGGAUCGGUUGCGACAAUGCUUAUCGGAGCCAUGCCCUACGUCUGGAUGGCAGGCGCAUUGAGUGUGAUCGCCAACGUCUCCUUUGGUGCAGGAAUUGUCUGCUUCAAUGCCUACCUGCCUCUGUUGGUCCGCAAUAUCGAGCAACUACGGCUCAACCGGGAGAGGUUGGCCAGAAUUGAGAGGGAGAUUGAGGGAGAUACUGAGCAGCGACAGGCGGACAGGAGAAGUGGCGAUGAUCCCGCUAGUCUGGCACUGGCAGACCGGAUAGGUGUCACAGAGGUGGCUGCAGCGUUGGAGGAAGAGGAAGGAGAUAGAAGAGGGUCCGACGAGCCACUGGUAACAGGACAACAAGUAACCGACAAUAGCCUUGAGCAAAAGAGGAAGCUGAGCUCAGAGAUUUCAGAGCAACUGAACGAGGAGAAAAGUCAACUCAUGGGCCAGAUCAGUGCUCGAGGAUUCGCGAGUGGGUACUUUGGAGGGAUUCUUCUGCUUCUUGUCUGUCUCUACAUCUCGUACCUCGAUAAGUCCUCUAUGUGGUCGCUCAAGUUUGGAAUCUUUCUCUCGGGUCUGUGGUGGUGUUUGUUUGCGGGUCUGGCUGGUGUCUGGUUGAAGGAGAGACCGGGGCGAGAGCUGAUUCUGAGUGACCGGGAUCGGAAACGGGGAUCUCUCUGGGUGGCUUCUCGAUAUGUUGUCUACUCCUGGAACCGAGUCGGUGGCACCAUUGUCCAGGCCCGCAAGCUACCGAAUGCAUUUGCGUUCUUGAUUUCGUGGUUUUUUCUCUCGGACGGUUACACCAGCAUUGCGAAUGUCGCGGUCUUAUUUGCAAAGACCUCCCUCCGGUUAUCCCAGACCUUGCUGAUCCUGCUAUCGCUCGUGGUUCCAAUUUGUGCGUUGAUUGGUACCCUGGCGUUCCCUCGCCUCCAGAAAGCGCUUGGGUAUGACCAAAAGCAGAUGGUGAUGCUCCUGUUGAUCCUAUUGGUCAUGGUGCCGGUGUACGGUACUCUGGGGUUGAUCUUGCCCUUUUGGCCCAAGCUUUCGUCUGCAAAGGAGCUCUUUGCCCUGGCUUCCUACUAUGGUUUUCUCAUUGGAGCCGUCCAAAGGUCAAUGUUUGCAGACCUGGUACCCAAGGGACGAGAAUCCGAGUUUUUCGGUCUGUAUGCUAUCACAGACAAGGGAAGCAGCUGGCUCGGACCAUUGGCGAUUGCAGCGAUCACGGAUGCGACACAAGAGAUCCGGUAUGCGUUUAUUUUCCUGUUGGUGUUGUUGAGUCUCCCGAUCCCGAUCAUCUACUUUGGCGUGGAUAUGCACCAGGGUCGAUUGGAUGCCGAGAAGGCGAGCCAAGAAUUGUUGCAGAGUCAAGAAGCACAUACCGACCGUGGGAGUACCGACGAGGACGAACGAGAGCGGCUUCUCUCCACCGUUUAG
Linnemannia hyalina is the source of this 1833-nucleotide messenger RNA. Lineage: Eukaryota; Fungi; Mortierellomycota; Mortierellomycetes; Mortierellales; Mortierellaceae. The record is from the annotation of a GenBank genome assembly.